GAGGCCCGGAAGCAAGGGUACAAGGGGAGGGGAACAAGGAGAUUCAGAGCGGGGAGGAGGGAGAGGGAGGGGGACUGCCAUGCCAUGCGCCCGUGCCAUGAUGGCCGCUGUGGCAUCAUCUUUGUCGUAGACGGUUAAAGGGAGGACACCGCUCGCUCCUCCGGAAAGAAGCUGCCGGCUCUGCUUUGCUGCCAUCUCUCUUUCUUCUCCCCCCUAGUUUCUUUCUUUCCUUCUUCGGUGGCCGCUUUUCGCUCCGUCUUUUCCCCGUCGGCUUUGGGGUGGGGGGAAAGAAAUGAUGCGAGGUUCCGUCCAUGCCUGCCUAGAUGCUGCGGCUGCUCCUCUUUAGUAGUAGUAGUACUGCCUGCGGUGGCGGGUGAGGGACGGAGCGAAGGGAGGUGGGCUGGGCAGGGUACCCGUGCUCCUCCGGUGAUUCGCUCGGUGCCUCUGAUGGUCUGAUGUCCUGAGGCUUUGAGGCGACUCUGCUCUCGUUUUUCUGCGGAGCUGCUGAUUUGGUGGAGGAUUGGGGGCGUCUGCGCGUGGCCGGAGCCGAGGAGGGUUUGCGCUGCCGGAUUGGAGAGCAGGAGAGGUAUAUGAACUAGUGCUGCUUCUGCAGCUACCUCCAGGGGUCAUAAGCUUCCUACGAAGCAUGGCAGAGUUCAAGGUUGGAAGCCUUGAUGCCCGAGCAACAAAGUUCAGAACCGUCCCGAUUGCUGUCACCCCAGAAGGGUUCUGGUGCUGCCCAUCGCAGACCGUGCUGCAGAAGACAGUGAAGAACCAAAACCAGCAGGCAAGGCCUAAAGUGGGCGCGUCCCCUCCUGCCUCAAAGGCCUCCUCGCUCCAGAGGGCGCUGACUAUCUCGUCGGAGAGGAGAACGCAUUCCACUCCAACAAGGUCCAGAGCUAAUUCAGAUGAGCAACGAUGCCCGUCGGCGGACAAUGCCACCUCCAAUCCACCAAAGGUGGCGAGCGAGAGGCCACCGAAGCAGCAUAAGAUAUCUGUUGGGUUUGGUCAGAUUGAGAUGAGUGACUUGAGAGUUGUCCUCUAUGGCAAGGAUGGGGUUGCUGUGAAGAUGAGUGUGCACAAGAACAUCCUUGCUGAAAAUAGCACCUUCUUUUCUGAUAAGCUAGCAAGGCAAUCUCCAGUGUCUAGCAUAGAAGUGCCUGAUUGUGAAGAUGUGGAGAUUUAUGUUGAGACUGUUGGCUUGAUGUACUGCAAUGAUGUCAAGCAGAGGUUGAUCAAGAAAAGUGUUCCACGCGUUCUUCGAAUCUUGAAGGUUGCAGAAUUAUUGGGUUUCCGAGCAUGUGUUCUGUCAUGCUUGAAUUACUUGGAAGCGGUCCCUUGGGCCGGGGAAGAAGAGGAGAAUGUGGUCUCAUCUGUUCGGCAUCUUCAGACUGAGGAUUACGGUGUCACCCCAAUACUGAAGAGGGUAUGCUCUGACCUAACGAGCCCACCAAAUGACACGUUUGUGCGUAUCAUAGAACUAGUCUUGAAAAGCAGUGAUGACAGAGGGAGGCGCGAGAUGAAGUCCUUGGUGCUCAAGCUUCUCAAGGAGAACAACAGCAGCUGUGCCAGUAGCUCUGCUGACCUGUGUGUUGAGACUCUCUACAGUUACUGCCAGAAUUGCCUGGAGUCCUUGCUGACCCUGUUUCAGCAAGCAUCUGACAGUGAUUUCUCUGAGCAGUCUUCAGAGCUCAAGGAACCGGUUCUUCGGCAGAUUACGCUCGAAGCGGAUAAUCUCCUGUGGUUAACCGAUAUUUUGGCUGGCCGGAAUGCCGCAGAAGAAUUUGCAGGCUUGUGGUCUAACCAACGUGAGCUAGCUGGGCUUCACUCCAAGCUACCGACCAAGUCGCGCCACCUUGUGAGCUGCGUCACUGCGAGGCUCUUUGUGGCGAUUGGGAAAGGCGAAAUGCUCCCGUCCAAGGACACCAGGCAGCUCCUCCUGGAUGUCUGGCUGCAGCCUCUCAUGGAUGACUACAACUGGCUGCAGCACGGUUGCAGGUCGUUCGACCGGACCGUCGUCGAGGAAGGGAUCGGGUCGACGAUCCUGACGCUGCCGCUGGAGGAUCAGCAGACGAUACUGCUCUCGUGGCUCGGGAGUUUCCUCAAGGUCGGUAACAGCUGCCCCAACCUGCAGAAGGCCUUUGAGGUGUGGUGGAGGAGGACCUUUGUGCGGCCUUACGUCGAACAGCAGGGAAGCCGGUCGCAGUCGGGUCGGAGCUGAGAUCUCCGGUGGCGGCUUGCGCAGGGAGGCUAUCGCGGGCGCCGAUUCGUAAGUAGAACAUCGCUGAAGAAGAUUUAGUCUAUAAGUUGAUUUGUGUGAGGCUUUGAGAUAUGUUUGUGCGCUGUGCUUUGUGAUGCUUCUUCGGUUCUUCGCUGACACGUGAAGUUCCCUGAAUUCUGGCCUACCGAAUGUCUUGUCUGAUGUGCUGCUUACUUACCACGGGACAUCAGUUUGUUGCAUUGUGUUUUGUUACUACGACAUUGUGCGGUAUUGGUGACACUGUAUUAUUGCGGCUCACAUGUAGAAACUGAAUGCUUGUGAUGCAACUGUAAAUAUUUUGCUGGGAUGUAGGAGUACGUACUAUUGUGAUAUUAUUAUCUGAGAUUUGGGAGAGUGAGGAGUACUUUGAA
This is a messenger RNA of Aegilops tauschii subsp. strangulata, 2631 nucleotides long. RefSeq names its product BTB/POZ domain-containing protein At3g50780. NCBI's taxonomy places the organism in Eukaryota, Viridiplantae, Streptophyta, Magnoliopsida, Poales, Poaceae. Gene Ontology annotation, molecular function: protein binding. The record is from RefSeq and is a predicted model, not a curated record.